Molecule: messenger RNA, 4690 nt
Organism: Tachysurus vachellii
Lineage: Eukaryota; Metazoa; Chordata; Actinopteri; Siluriformes; Bagridae
Exons: 12
Coding region: 97-4083 (1328 amino acids)
Biological process (GO): DNA integration
Molecular function (GO): nucleic acid binding; GTP binding
Source: RefSeq, a predicted model, not a curated record
GUGAAAGUGAUCGUUCCUGAAUACAAAACAAGUUACUUAGCCACUGAAAGGAAGUGUGUUUGCUCCACAGAGAGACUUUAACCAUCAACAAGUACAAUGGCAGCUUUCCAGAAUGAGCUUACAGAAAAAAAGCCUUCACAGAACACAGAACAGAAGGAAACGUCCUGGAUGGCUUCUUCUAAACUGUUUGUUUGUUUGGGAUGUUUGCUUAUGGUAUUUCUUGGGAUUCAGUUGCAACAGAACAAGUCUUCAAGUGAACAAGAAUUCAAUGACGAGCUUCGGAUCCUGAUGAUCGGAAAGACAGGUGUGGGCAAAAGUGCAACAGGAAACACCAUCCUUGGUAGAAAGGCUUUUAAAUCUGAUAUGUCUUCUUCAUCUGUAACCACAUGGUGUGAGAAAGAAAAUGGACAUGUUCAUGGCAGAAAAGUGUCUGUUAUUAAAUAUCCAGGGCUGUUUGACACUCAGUUAUCUGUAGAUGAGGUGGUCGGUCGGAUUAAACUGUGCACUCACUUCUUUGCUCCAGGACCUCAUGUCUUUUUAGUUGUAACACAAAUAGGUAGAUUUACAGAGGAAGAAGAAAAAACAGUUCAGCUAUUUCAAGAAAUCUUUGGAGAAAAGUCCUCCAGGUACACUAUGGCUCUCUUCACUCAUGGAGAUCAACUAAAGGGGAAAAAUAUUCAUCAGUUUGUUCGGAACAAUACAAAGCUUUUGAAUUGUAUCAAGAAAUGCAAUGGGGGAUACCAUGUGUUUAAUAAUGAAGACCAGAAUCCAGAACAAGUCAUCCAGCUUCUGGACCAGAUUGAUAUGAUGGUCACUGUAAAUGGUGGAGAACAUUACACUACAGAGAUGCUUCAGGAAGUAGAGAAAGCGAUAGAAGCAGAAAAACAGCGGAUCCUCGAAGAAAAUGAAGCACAAAGACAGAAGGAGAUAGAAGAACUAAAGAUGAAGUUUGAAGGGGAGGCAUUGGAGAAAGCAAAAAAGCAACUAAAUGAGGAACAUAUAAGAGCAGCAAGAAUGGAAGCUGAGAGAAGCACUGGAAAUAUAAGAAAUAUUUGGAAAGAUAAGAAAAUUCCAUUUGAAUAUAUGAAUUCAAUAAUUGAAACAGUGUUGAAAAUUCAAAAAGAUUGGCGUAAAGCGGAAAUAAAAUCUUGUAUUAUGUCGGCUUUGAUUGAUAAAGGGGUUCUUCCUCCUACGGAGACGGUUUCUGUGGAAGCAGCUGGUCCCGCGAUAUCUGCUGCAGGAAGUCCUUCUUCACAAGUUCCGGUUGGUGAUCAGUCGACUCCCGUGACUGUUAGUGCAGCGGUAGGUCCACCAUUCUCCAUGCCUAAAUUCGACCCAAGUUCUCUUUCUUCCGGGGCUUCGCCUGAAAUUCGGGCGGAUAUGCGUUUAAAAGUUCGUUUAGCUCGUCUACAAUUAGAGACUCAGGAUAGGGCUCAGGCGAGACAAGAUGAUUUAAAACGUCAGAUUGAAAUGUAUCGAAUUGAUGCUGAUGCAAAAGUGCGGCUUCGGCAGGUGGAGUUGCAGGCUGCACAGGAUCUCUCUAAGCCAACGAUUCCUAAAACAUCUAUUAGUUGGAAUGAGCGUUCUGAGGCGGCUGCUGGUCCAUCCAAUCCUAAUGUUGUCUCCAGUCACUCUGUUCCAUCAGGUCAUGUAUCUGGGUCUGUAGUUGAGUCAUCCCUACAUUUUGACGUGGCUAAAAAUAUUGCAAUCGUCCCGCCUUUCCGUGAGAGAGAAGUUGAGGCUUAUUUUCAAGCUUUUGAACGCAUUGCGAGUGCUCUGAAGUGGCCAACUGAAGUUUGGGCCUUGAUGUUACAGUGUAAAUUAACCGGUAAAGCACAAGAUGUGUGUGCGUCUCUUUCAUUGGAAGAGAGCGUUCAAUAUGAUGCUGUGAAAACUGCGAUUCUGAGGGCGUAUGAAUUGGUACCUGAACAUUACCGACAGUGUUUCCGUUCCACGAAAAAAUCUGCGUCUCAAACUUUCGUUGAGUUUGCUCGUGAGAAAGCAAUGUUGUUUGACCGCUGGAUUAAAGCGUGUAAGGUUACGGAUUAUACUUCUCUGCGAGAGCUGAUACUGAUUGAGGAAUUUAAGAACUGUGUUCCAGAGUGCACGGCUUUGUAUUUAAAUGAACAAAAACCUUUUGUGUUUGACGGAUUUGUGUCUAUACAUGGUGUAGAAGAUCGCAAACCAGUGCGAAUUUUACGUGACACUGGAGGGUCUCAGUCCUUCAUACUGUUGAACAUUUUAGAUUUUUCUGGGAGUUCUGCUUGUGAAACCACUCUAGGAGUGUCUCAUGUGGUGUCGAGUGCCUACCAUCCUGAAUCUCAGGGGGCUCUUGAACGUUGGCAUCAGACAUUGAAAUCAAGUCUGCGGAAGUAUUGCCUAGAGACUGGGAACGAUUGGGAAGAGGGAGUUCCCUUUGUUUUAUUUGCGGUGCGUGAGGCGCGACAAGAUUCGUUGGGAUUCAGCCCUUCUGAAUUAGUGUUUGGACAUAAUGUUCGUGGGCCUUUGAAAAUGUUAAAAGAAGAGUUUCUCUGUACAGGUCCUUCUGAAAAGACUAAUGUACUUGAUAUCGUCUCUCGUAUUCGUGAACGUUUACGCACAGCCUGUACUGCAGCUAAAGAAGCUCUUGCUUGGUCACAAAAGAAAAUGAAACGUUGUUUUGAUCAGAAGGCAGUUGCCCGUAACUUUCUACAAGGAGAAAAAGUUUUAGUAUUAAUUCCCACUCCUGGAUCGGCUUUUGCAGCGCGGUUCUCUGGUCCUUAUGUGAUUAAAAGCAAGGUCAGUGAGACGGAUUAUGUGAUCCAUACUCCUGAACGGCGGCGAAAAACCCGCCUAUGUCAUAUAAAUAUGUUGAAGCCAUAUUUGUGCCGUUCUGAUCAAGGCGAGAUCACUGUUUCCUCGCGUGAGCCAGUGACUGAGUCAAGGGAGCGUGUUUCAUUGCUUGCUCUAACUCUGCCUACAGAUGAUGUGGAUGAUGGUUUGGAGCUGGAGGUGGAUGCCAGUGAUGUCGGAGCAGGAGCUGUUCUCCUGCAAGAGGGGGCUGAUGGAAUAGCUCAUCCCACUACAGUAAGCUUAGUUCAUGAAUUGGUCAAGUGCUUCAGUAGAAAUGAAACUGAAACUGAUCUUUCGGUGCAAAACAAAACUCAGUUCCUGAAAGACGGUCAGCUCCACAUUCAGGUCUGUGAAACUCAAACAUUAACAAACAAGAUGGCAGGGCAAUUAAAGCACUACAUGGCCUGGCUUAUUUCUCCUAAAAUGCUGUUGUUGACAUGUUUUGUGGUUGUGGCAGCUUUUGGGAUUCAGUUCUUUGAGCAACAGAACAGCUCUUCAGAUGAACAAGUUCAAGAAAUCAGUGACGAGCUUCGGAUCCUGAUGAUCGGAAAGACAGGUGUGGGCAAAAGUGCAACAGGAAACACCAUCCUUGGAAGAAAGGCUUUUAAAUCUGAUAUGUCUUCUUCAUCUGUAACCACACAGUGUGAGAAAGAAAAUGGACUUGUUCAUGGCAGAAAAGUGUCUGUUAUUGACUCUCCAGGGCUGUUUGACCCUCAGUUAUCUGUAGAUGAGGUGGUCGGUAGGAUUAAGCUGUGCAUUCCCUUCUCCGCUCCAGGACCUCAUGUCUUUUUAGUUGUGAUUCAAAUAAGUAGAUUUACAGAGGAAGAAGAAAAAACAGUUCAGCUAUUUCAAGCCAUUUUUGGAGAAAAGUCCUCCAGGUACACUAUGGCUCUCUUCACUCAUGGAGAUCAACUAAAGGGGAAAAAUAUUCAUCAGUUUGUUCGGAACAAUACAAAGCUUUUGAAUUUUAUCACAAAAUGCAAUGGAGGAUACCAUGUGUUUAAUAAUGAAGACCAGAAUCCAGAACAAGUCAUCCAGCUUCUGGACCAGAUUGAUAAGAUGGUCACUGUAAAUGGUGGAGAACAUUACACUACAGAGAUGCUUCAGGAAGUAGAGAGAGAGACAGAAGCAGAGAAACAGCGGAUCCUGAAGGAAAAUGAAGCACAGAGACAGAAGGAGAUAGAAGAGCUAAAGAAGAUGGUUGAAGCGGAGGUUUUGGAGAGAGAAAAAAGAAGGCUGUCAAACGUAUGAAAUCAGCAAGACUGGAAGUUGAGAGAAGCAUUUUUGUUAUGCUAGGCAAUAUUAUGAAGACAAAUCUUUGGAGCUUGUAUAAGGAAAGCUGCAAGCAUCUGCAAAAUCUCAUUCCUGCCAUCCAGUAAACUUCAUUUCUGCAAUCCAAUAUACACCAGAACUGAUAAGCACACAGUCAGCUGCUCUUAGCCAUUGCACUAUUAGCAUUCUGGUGUUAGAUUUCAUGACUCUGUUAUUUGGCAUGUCAAACAUGUCACUGAGCAGCUUUAAGUAUGGAUUUUUUGUAUUAUACUAUUGCACUUCCAACUGCCCAUGACUACCUGUCUGUGGUGCAUGGAAGAAUAGAAUGACAUUGUAGAACCUUUUAUAAUGGGAAUUGAUAUCAAGUAUCAAAAAUGUUAUUUUCUAUAUGCUCUUUUUCUGAUACAUCAGGGAGAGCAAGAUGGCAGCUGUGAUAAAAGAACGAAUGUUACAAAAGUAGCUUUUAGGCGCCCUCUAGCGGGAUUUGACGGAUUUGCCGACAUUGAGUGUGUAACACGCACAUACACAUCUUUGUCUUGUUUCCUGUCCCACAAAUUCAAAUGUGAAUAAAAAAGUAAAUGUGUUU